GGGAGAUAAUCUAUAUGCAAUGUCAAAGUCAAGUCAUACACUCGGUAUCAAACUUAACUAUCAAGUACUUGGUUUAAACAACAACAAUACAAGCCCCUUGAUUUUCUUGAUUCAUGGAGCUGGAGGUGAUCUGCAUCAUUAUGCAUCAGUUACACCACAUUUGAUUGAAUCUGGGUAUCGUGUCUUAUUGAUGGAUGUGCGCUUUCAUGGUCUCUCCCAGCCUACUAAAGCAAUAGAACAAGUAAACUUUAGUUUUGAAGACGUGAUACAUGACAUGAAUUGGAUAUUAAGACAAGUGAAGCAAGAAUUCUAUGCUGGUCAUACUAUUCAGCUCUUUCUGGGUGGAUUAUCAAUGGGAGGUAUGAUAUCUUUACUUUACGCUCAAAGUAAAGCUUGUGGUAAUUAUACAUGGGACAAUAUUAUACUCAGAGGUGUGAUUCCUAUGGCUGCGGGUAUUCCCUGCAUGGAACUAGAAAGACAAGGUUGGGAUGUCUAUCGAGAAAGAAAAGCUACACCUGAAUUUCUGGAAUGGAGCAAAUCAGCCAUCAUUCAGUCCUCUUUAACACUUGAGGGACAAAAAGAAACAGAAAGAGCCAUCAAGUCUAUAUCUGAUGCUGCCAUGUAUGAAUGUAUGGUGGCCAUUGCCAUGCAACUUCCAAAUCCAUCAAAUCCACCUAUUUCAUAUAAACCAACCGUCUUUGUUCCUAUGCUUUUGAUCUUACCUGAAGGAGAUGAAUAUACAAGAAAAGAAAUCGAAUUACUUCAUCAGAUCAACCUUAAACAUGGCAUCAGUAGCCAUCUUAUUGUUGUACCUAAUGCUGGUCACAUGAUCGUUCUAGAUAAGAGUAAAGACGUAAGCCAGUAUAUUGUCGAGUUUUGCUCUAGAGUGAUGACUACAAAAUGA
Molecule: messenger RNA, 904 nt
Organism: Gilbertella persicaria
Lineage: Eukaryota; Fungi; Mucoromycota; Mucoromycetes; Mucorales; Choanephoraceae
Product: Alpha/Beta hydrolase protein
Exons: 1
Coding region: 20-904 (294 amino acids)
Source: RefSeq, a predicted model, not a curated record